AAAUACAUACACUUAUUUCUUCAUGCGUUGGAUUUUCUUUUACUUACAACUUAAGCAAUUUCUUCAUCAUUUUUGUCCAAAAAAGGGCAAAAUUUUAAGGUGGUGUUUUAAUUUUGGAAAUGGGGAAACAACCUGCUUGUUCUUCAGACAAAAAUGGUGAAUUAAAAAGAGGUCCAUGGACUGCUGAAGAAGAUAAAAUAUUGAUUGAUUAUAUACAGAAACAUGGCCAUGGCAAAUGGCGUACCCUUCCCAAAAAUGCAGGGCUAAAGAGGUGUGGAAAGAGUUGCAGGCUUAGAUGGGCAAACUACUUGAGACCUGAUAUCAAGAGAGGAAAGUUCUCUGAUGAAGAAGAGCAAACUAUUAUACAGUUGCACAGUGUUUUAGGAAACAAGUGGUCUGCCAUUGCUUCUCGAUUACCAGGAAGAACAGAUAAUGAGAUAAAAAACUACUGGAACACUCGCAUCAAGAAGAAACUACUGAAAAUGGGGAUCGAUCCCAUUACUCACAAUCCAGCCCUCCAUCUUCUUCACCUUUCAUCACUUUUAACCUCUUUUCUUUCCAAUUCUUACAACCUUAAUAAUCAUCCGAACAAAUUUUUACUCGGAACUGAAUCCAUGUCGGACCCAAACUUCCUUAUACCUGUCUUAUCAUCGUCCCAAAACAAGAACCAGCUCCAAAAUAUUGAAAAAAACCAGGCAGGGAAUACUUUUUUUCAAUGUCCUGAUAAUAACCAAUAUGAACAAGGAAACCAGUUUCAAGAAUGCGAUUCAAAGGGUUUUUUUCCAAUGCAAAGUUAUGGAUACUAUGAUUGUAAUCUAUCCAUGGAUGAUCAAAACCAGACAUGUUUUUCUGGUAAUAUUUCGAGUUUGGGUAAUUUCGGAUCGGGUUAAUCAGAACCUUGUUCGAGCUUGAUUCCGUUGAAUUCGUCGUCGAGUGAUGAAGGUGGUGGAAGAGAGUUAUUGUGGUAACAUGUUAGAUGUUUGAUGUUACCAUAUAAUAGAUUGAAUGUUAAUGGAUGUAAGAGAAAGGAUACCAUCAAAAUGAUAUUAUCUAUUUUCAAUCAA
Molecule: messenger RNA, 1064 nt
Organism: Gossypium arboreum
Lineage: Eukaryota; Viridiplantae; Streptophyta; Magnoliopsida; Malvales; Malvaceae
Product: transcription factor MYB41-like
Exons: 3
Coding region: 120-890 (256 amino acids)
Source: RefSeq, a predicted model, not a curated record